Messenger RNA from Astyanax mexicanus (Mexican tetra), 2428 nucleotides. RefSeq names its product midline 1 (gene mid1). The transcript has 10 exons. Gene Ontology annotation, molecular function: zinc ion binding; protein binding. NCBI's taxonomy places the organism in Eukaryota, Metazoa, Chordata, Actinopteri, Characiformes, Acestrorhamphidae. The coding region runs from base 287 to 2323 and encodes 678 amino acids. The record is from RefSeq and is a predicted model, not a curated record.
CUGCACGCUGGGCUGCUCUCUCUCUCGGACAGGAGAGACGAGUCUGGCCCAGCUUUGCUUGCAGAAGCUGGAAUAAUAGCCUGAGAGUUAGAAACAGAAAUGCUCAUAAACAAACAAACCACCAGGAGAACCUCAGGAGCCCUGGGUUUGGGACUUUUAGAGGAGCUAUAGAGGAGGAUUUACAGGACUCUGUCUGUGUGGGAUCAGGACAGUGGUCAGGACGCAUCAUGCUGCAGAAUCAUCCCUGGCUUUCGCUGGCGUCUCCGUCACUUUUCUGCAUCUGAAGAUGGACACAUUGGAGUCGGAGCUGACCUGCCCGAUUUGUCUGGAGCUGUUUGAUGACCCUCUGCUGCUGCCCUGCGCCCACAGCCUGUGCUUUAACUGUGCCCAGCGCAUCCUGAUCACCCAGUGCGCCUCAACCCCAGAAUCUUCGCAUCCUCCAUCAGCCUUCCAGUGCCCGACCUGCCGCUAUGUCAUCACCCUCAACCAGCGAGGCCUAGAGGGGCUCAAGCGUAACGUCACCCUGCAGAACAUCAUCGAACGCUUCCAGGAAGCCUCUCUGAGCGGACCCAACUCGCCGAGCGAAACUCGACGCUGUAACCGAGAGCGCGAUCGUGAGAGUUCACCGUUCGGUUUAACCGACGCUCCAGCCAUGAGUGCUAAAGAGUCAGUGCAGUGCCAGUUCUGCGAUCAGGACCCUCCUCAGGACGCGGUAAAAACCUGUAUCACCUGUGAGGUGUCGUACUGCGAGGAGUGCCUGAGGGCCACGCACCCAAACAAGAAGCCCUUUACCGGCCACCGGCUGACCGAGCCGCUGCCGGACUCUCGACUCCGGGGUCUGGCCUGUUCUGAACAUGCAGACGAGAAGGUUAACAUGUACUGCAUAACCGACGAGGUCCUGAUCUGCUCUCUGUGUAAGCUGGUGGGACGACACAGAGACCAUCAGGUGGCGGCACUUGGAGAGAGAUACGAAAAACUUAAGCAAGGACUGGAAUCCAGUCUGAGCAGCCUGGUCAAGCGCAAUAAUGAGCUGGAGGGUCUGAUGGGGAAGCUGAUCCAGACCUGUCAGCAUGUCGAGAUGAACGCAUCCCGACAGGAGAACAAGCUGAUAGAGGAGUGCGACCUUCUGAUCGACAUCAUCCAGCAGCGGAGACAAAUCAUCGGAACCAAGAUAAAAGAGGGAAAGGUGGUCCGGCUGCGUAAGCUGGCGCAGCAGAUAUCCAGCUGUAAGCAGUGCAUCGAGAGGUCGUCCUCCCUCAUCACCCAGGCUGAUCAGGUGCUUAAAGAGACGGAUCACGCUCGCUUCCUGCAGACCGCACGCAACAUCGCAGAGAGAGUUUCAAUGGCAACAACUUCCUCACAGAUCCUGAUCCCAGAGGUCAAACUGAACGACACGUUUGACACCUUUGCACUGGACUUCAGCAGAGAGAAGAAGAUCCUGGAGGGUCUGGAUUAUCUAACCGCCCCGAAUCCGCCGGUGAUCCGUGAAGAGUUGUGCACAGCGUCCUACGACACUAUCACAGUGCACUGGACAGCGGAGGAUGAGUUCAGUGUUGUCUCCUACGAACUGCAGUACACAAUCUUCACCGGACAGACCAACGUCGUCAGUUUGUGUAACUCGGCUGAUAGCUGGAUGCUGGUGCCCAACAUCAAGCAGAAUCACUACACGGUUCACGGCCUGCAGAGCGGCACCAAGUAUAUCUUCGUUGUGAAGGCCAUGAACCACGCCGGCAGCCGCAGCAGUGAACCCGGCAAACUGAAGACCAACAGUCAGCCGUUUAAGCUGGACUCUAAAUCCGCUCACAAGAAGCUGAAGGUUUCUCAUGAUAACCUGACGGUGGAGAGAGACGAGACAUCUUCUAAGAAGAGCUCUCAGGACCGGUUCGGAAGCACUGGGAGUUACGGGGUCACUGGGAACGUCUACAUCGACAGCGGACGCCACUACUGGGAGACUCUGAUUGGAGGAAGCACAUGGUUCGCCAUCGGCAUCGCCUAUAAAUCUGCACCGAAGCACGAGUGGGUGGGGAAGAACUCUGCCUCGUGGGUUCUGUCCCGCUGCAAUAACUCCUGGGUGGUUCGGCACAGCGGUAAAGAGCUGGCGGUGGAUCCUUCGCCCCACAUGCGGCGCAUCGGCGUCCUGCUGGACUACGAUCUGGGAUCGCUGGCGUUUUACGACGCUGCAGGAACGCAGCACCUGCACACCUUCGACAUCGCCUUCUCCCAGCCCGUCUGCCCCGUCUUUAACGUCUGGAACAAGUGUCUGACCAUCCUGACCGGCCUGCCCAUACCCGACCACCUGGAGAUUAAUGACCCGCGGGCAUAGGGGGCACUGUCUGAUCUGUGAUUUUAUCAGAUUUAUCAGCAUUUAUAACACUUUUAAACCAGAAUGAACAAAAUCCUGCCACUUUUGGAAACUGAAUCACAGCUU